GUCAUUACUAGGAGUCCAUUAUUAACCCUUUUUGUAAACACUGUAAAAAAAAAAAAAGAUGGCUGGGCUAUGUGGGAAUCGCGUUGGAUUCACGUACCUGCCGACCCAUUUGUAUAUAUAAUCAUGUUGCAGGAAAACCCAUCACCCACGUUCCCUUGCGACCCGUUCGUCAUUGUGAGCGAUGCUAAAGUGUUUUGCAAAGUGUCUGUGAGGAACAGAAUGCGAGGGGUUAAUAGAGCUUGAGUUGAUAUAUGCUGUCUAGUGGAUAUUACGUCCUCAAAUAAGCAUCGUAUUCCUUCUGCGAAUUGUAAUUCUGACGAAAGUAGGCACAUCGGCACUUGAUUUGAUCAAGAGUUGUUUUGGGCGGAUUUGGUGUUUGCAAGGAGUUUGCUUUUGAAUUAGAUUCCACUGGGAAUUCAAUUCUGAUUCUCGCAGAGUUCGGGCUUCUCCUCCCUCUAUAUAUAAAUACAGAUCCCCAAAUUUUAUCAGGUGUCGGACCUUGGGAGUCUCCCUCGAUCAAAUCCACCCUCAAACUGAUCUCAGUUCAGCAUUUUCCCGCUCCGACUUACAUCCUGUCUCCUGAUUUUCGGUUUGCCGUGGGGGAACAAUGAAUGCGCUAGUAGCCACAAACAGAAACUUCAAACUGGCCUCUCGGCUCUUGGCUUUGGAUUCUAAGCUUGAGAAAAGCUUACUUAUCCCUUUCAGAGAAAUCAAGGUUGAGUGUACCAUUCCUAAAGACGAUGGUACCUUGGCAUCAUAUGUUGGGUUCAGAAUUCAACACGAUAAUGCCAGAGGGCCAAUGAAAGGAGGAAUCAGAUACCAUCCUGAGGUUGACCCAGAUGAAGUGAAUGCUUUAGCACAACUAAUGACAUGGAAGACAGCUGUCGCAAAUAUACCGUAUGGUGGUGCCAAGGGGGGAAUAGGGUGCAACCCUUCACAAUUAAGUGUGUCAGAAUUGGAACGGCUUACUAGAGUUUUCACCCAGAAAAUUCACGAUCUGAUCGGAAUUCACACAGAUGUACCCGCACCUGAUAUGGGAACGGGACCACAGACUAUGGCAUGGAUACUGGAUGAGUACUCAAAGUUUCAUGGCUAUUCUCCUGCAAUUGUGACUGGAAAACCUAUUGAUCUUGGUGGAUCUCUCGGCAGAGAUGCGGCCACAGGAAGGGGAGUCCUCUUUGCCACAGAGGUUCUGCUUAACGAGCAUGGGAAGAGCAUUUCUGGACAACGGUUUGUCAUCCAGGGUUUCGGCAAUGUGGGGUCGUGGGCCGCACAAUUGAUAAGUGAGAAAGGUGGGAAGAUAGUUGCCGUGAGUGACAUUACAGGUGCCAUAAAGAACAGCAAUGGAAUUGACAUACCAAGCCUGCUCAAGCAUUCCAGAGAGCAUCGAGGCAUUAAGGGAUUCCAUGGUGGUGAUCCAAUAGAUGCCAAAUCAGUAUUGGUUGAGGACUGCGAUGUUCUCAUCCCUGCAGCUCUUGGAGGAGUCAUUAAUAGGGAAAAUGCAAAUGAAAUCCAAGCGAAAUUUAUUAUUGAAGCAGCAAAUCACCCAACUGACCCAGAGGCGGAUGAGAUUUUGAAAAAGAAAGGGGUUGUAAUUCUUCCAGACAUAUAUGCAAAUUCAGGAGGAGUUACAGUUAGCUACUUUGAGUGGGUGCAGAACAUCCAAGGGUUCAUGUGGGAUGAAGAGAAAGUGAACAAUGAGCUAAAGACGUACAUGACAAGGGGCUUCAAAGAUGUGAAAGAGAUGUGCAAAACCCACAACUGUGAUCUUCGCAUGGGAGCCUUCACCCUCGCGGUUAACCGUGUAGCUCGGGCUACAGUCCUCAGAGGGUGGGAAGCUUGAUAUCAUCAUUCUAUGAUUGCUGCAGCAUUGAAUAAAAACUGAAGAAUCUUGACAUUCUGGUCUCUGUUAGCAUGACAAUUUUUUGUUGUUUUCAUGGCGAUGAGUGGAUUAUAACCUCCACCUCAGCUUUAUUAGGUUCAUUUAUGCCUUUUGAGUUAUCAAAACAAAAGGCAUGUCCGCCUAAUAUAAUUUAUUCACCUGUUAUGAUGUCAAUUUCCUUAAUCUGAAAUAAAAUUGCUAUAGACCCUCCGCGUGCGAGGCUUGUGUCAUCCAGAUCGCAACCGGUGGUUUUAGAAGCUAUGAAGAUGGAAUUGGUUUC
Neltuma alba is the source of this 2162-nucleotide messenger RNA. Its product is annotated as glutamate dehydrogenase 1. The coding region runs from base 608 to 1843 and encodes 411 amino acids. The record is from RefSeq and is a predicted model, not a curated record. Gene Ontology annotation, cellular component: mitochondrion. Gene Ontology annotation, molecular function: L-glutamate dehydrogenase (NAD+) activity. The transcript is spliced from 10 exons. Lineage: Eukaryota; Viridiplantae; Streptophyta; Magnoliopsida; Fabales; Fabaceae. Gene Ontology annotation, biological process: L-glutamate catabolic process.